Messenger RNA from Polypterus senegalus (gray bichir), 3501 nucleotides. RefSeq names its product cytoplasmic protein NCK1-like. Lineage: Eukaryota; Metazoa; Chordata; Cladistia; Polypteriformes; Polypteridae. The coding region runs from base 29 to 904 and encodes 291 amino acids. The transcript has 2 exons. The record is from RefSeq and is a predicted model, not a curated record. Gene Ontology annotation, molecular function: ephrin receptor binding. Gene Ontology annotation, biological process: positive regulation of endoplasmic reticulum stress-induced intrinsic apoptotic signaling pathway; positive regulation of translation in response to endoplasmic reticulum stress; negative regulation of PERK-mediated unfolded protein response.
AAUUGGUAAAGUGAAAAGGAAAACGAGCAUGAGGGAGACUGCUUCCAACGCUGACGCUGACUAUUUCUCGGACAAUGGUGAGCGGCUGUAUGAUCUGAACAUGCCAGCCGUGGUGAAGUUCAGCUACGCAGCUGAGAGGGAGGACGAGCUGUCCUUGGUGAAAGGAACAAAAGUCAUUGUAAUGGAAAAGUGCAGCGAUGGCUGGUGGAGGGGCAGCUACAAUGGACAUGUGGGUUGGUUCCCUUCCAAUUAUGUGGUUGAGGACUCGGAUAACACCUUCUCAGAACCUGUCAGCUCACUGACUGAAAAGCUAGCAGCAGUGGUUCAAAAUGCAGGAAACAGCCGUGUCUUGCACGUAGUGCAGGCACUUUACCCCUUCAGUUCCUCCAAUGAUGAGGAGCUCAACUUUGAGAAGGGGGAGGUGAUGGAUGUUGUUGAGAAACCAGAAAAUGACCCUGAAUGGUGGAAAUGUCGUAAAAGCAAUGGCCAGGUGGGACUUGUGCCUAAGAACUAUGUGAAUGUGGUGCAGAACUCGACCAACAGUGCCGGACCCCCAUUGCCUGAUUGUGACUACAUUCGUCCUGCAACUAGUGGAAAGUUUGCAGGCCGACAGUGGUACUACGGCAAAGUGACAAGACAUCAAGCAGAAGUGGCACUGAAUGAGAGAGGAGAUGAGGGGGAUUUCCUCAUCCGGGACAGCGAGUCCUCGCCAAAUGAUUUCUCCAUUUCCCUGAAAGCCCAAGGUAAGAACAAGCAUUUUAAGGUGCAGCUGAAAGAUGCCCUUUACUGCAUUGGACAGCGCAAAUUCGACUCAAUGGAUGAGCUGGUAGAGCAUUACAAAAAAGCCCCCAUCUUCACGAGUGAGCAAGGAGACAAACUUUACCUCGUCAAGGCCCUGUCCUGAUCAGAGCGUCAGAGGUUUGGACAGGACUGUCAGUUGGAGACCGGCAUGCAAGCUCAGCCAUUGGGUGACAAGGAAAUGCCAGCUGUUGCCAGCCAAGGUGACAUUCAUGCUGACUGCUUAACUCUUUCCAUUUGUCCUCGUGUUUCUACAUUUGCCACCUGUGCUAUAUUUAUGAAGCUAUACUGGAUAUACUUCUUAUUGUUUUCAUAGAUUUGAUAAAUUCUGCAUUUAUGUCCUGGAUGAUCAAAACUGUAAUAAAUGUCUUGAAGCUAACUAGAAAGCUUGAUUUUUACCUGGACGCUCUCUCUGCCUGACUUUUCAGAUGGCUACUUGCAGAACACCUUGUCUGCUGCCGCUGCUGCUUAAUUUUUCAGGAUUACCAUAGGCUUUUCACUGAAGAAAAAAAUAAAUAAAUAAAUAGGCACACUAAAAUAACACACUGAUUCUCUGGUGCUGGGAGGGAUUGGGCUUCAUUUUGUUCUGCUGACCUCUCGUCACUUGUUUAUUGAAAACAAGCCCCUGAGAAGAUAAAUGAGUCUUUUUAAGGAGAGCGGGCGACAGCAGCCCGCAUCAAAGCACGCAGCAGCUGUUAUCUGUUACUGUCCCAACAUUUAUUCAUUUCCUCCGUCUCAACUCGGCUUUUGAGCAGACUGGAUCAAUGGCCAAGGGCUGCAGGCGUCACCUCAUUUCAGCCUUCUUCCUCUGAGGCAGGCUUUAACAGGGGAAGUGAAUUUGGCCGCCUUUUUUUAUAGCAGAGUGUGACAGGAAGAGUAGGAGGCGAGGACGCAGUCACCUUCCUCUGUGACAGAUUGGAGUAGUACAGAGAGGAGUGAAAUAUCCACAGUAUACAUACACAUGUUCUUUUCAGUUCUGUCCCGAGAAAUCCCCGUAUUUCAUCGUUCAGUGUGUUUCGAGUUUAAUGUUAUUGCUAUAAUUCACAACCCAGAUGUCUGAUUCUGUGUAGUCUGAAGGAAAUGCAAGAUUGCAGCUCCAUGUGAAUAUUUCACAUAAUGCUUAAAACAAUGUGAUUUACAAAUGGUUCCUUUUGUGUGUGUUGUUUGUUUUUGUAUGUUUUGUCUCAUGGUUCCUUUUAGUGUAAUAAGUGCUUGACUUGUGGCAUGCUUUACGGGGAGUCAGUACAAAUGACAGUACUGCACAGAUCCUGGCCUAAUGGAUAAUUUAUUUUUCUUUCCAACUUCCUUUACAGCAUGCUUUGCCCAGAAAUCUGAGCCAGUGAAGCCUCAGCACAGUCACUGACUUUGUCAUUUCCCUCUUUUGCCUCUGCAUGUUCCUGGCUGCUGUUGAUCCAAAAGCUGGGUUGUAGCGUUUUUAGUGCAGAGGCUUGUGUCCAUAUGUGUCAUGCAUGAAACAUCUAAAUCUUCUCAAGUACCAUACGUUGGUUAGCCUCUUUCUUAAGUCUCGGACAUUUUGACAUCAGUGGGCUGUGAUGCUGGCACUGUAGCUCAUGCUUUCUUCUGUCCCUUCGCCCCACACCUACUUACUGCUGCUUCAUAAAUUAGGAUUCAUAUGUGAAGCUCAUCUUUGAAACGUUUUGCUGUAAAGUCUGUUUUCUGAUGAGUUCCUUCAGUGUCACAGCAUUACAUGGUGACCCACAUGUUUUUAAAACCAGACAGAGAAAAAAGUAAUCUUACUGUGCAUUUGAAUUUCAAAAAUAGACACGCCGAGGGAGAGGUGUGAAAUCUUCCAAGGUCUGUUUUUUUUUCUUUUUCCUGGAAUGUUCGUGCAUUUCCUUUCAUUUGGCAGGAGGCCUCAGAUGGUGUCAACUUUAGGGAGUUUUUUUUUUUUUUUUGGGAUUCAAAAAAGCAACUUCUAUUUGAGGAAAUAAAGCUUAAGAUAUCAAGGCUGUAAAAUGACACAGACAUGUUAAUUGUGGAUACAAGAAAGUGAGUUUAAAGUGUGAUCCCAGUUUGAAGACUGUGUUAAACCAGACUGGUUGAUUUGAAAAGUUCCAAGUUCAGUAUGGGAGCCAGUUAUCCAUCCUGAAUUAGGCAUAAUGUUGUGUCCUCAGACCAAGAGUACCUUUUUGAAAAUGGUUUGGUGUAAAAUGGAAGUUGUUUUUAAUUGUGAGCCUUUGUUGGAGAUCCUUGCACACAGCAGCUGGUUCUCUGUUGUGACCUGUGGUGGUGACUGAGGGAUUUUGAUUCAAGGAGAAGGGCAGGAGAAAGUUGUGUAGAAAGUGGGAAUUGAUCAGUAAGAUUUGAAAAAAAAAAAAAAAAUUAAAUUAAAAGUAUAGGUACAAAGCCGAGUUUGUAUUGGGAUCUUGCAUAAAAAAAAGACUUUCACAAGACCACUUUGGCAAUGCUCAUGUGCCUUAGCUGCUGCCAAACGAAACCAAAGGACCGACCAGCGUGAUAAGGAGCCUCUCGUUCCCUGCCCAUGCACUCUGGCCAAAAUGUUUGCUCUGCUAUUAUCUUUCAGUUUUUGUUUUUUUAUAUAAACUUUGACAUAUUUAAAUUAUUGAGCUCUUUAUCAUUAUAGUGACUGUUCAUCCUUGUUUUAGAGGUCGAUCUAUUUUGUGUUUCUUUAUCCUUAUUUAGAAAUAUGGAAGUCCAAUAAUGUUAAUGUUUAGGAUCAAA